CAGUUCCACUCUCUCUACACACCUUUUUCCCUUUGUUCGACACUAAUUUCAAAAUGGAAUCUCUAAAUCCAUUACGUUCAUUCUCUCAAGCUAUGUCGAGAAAUCGAUCACAUAUGGAUUCUUCCUCAAUACCGGAAGACUUCAAUACCAAGAAUGAAAAUCAAACUCAAGAAGCAGAAGUUGAUUGGAGGACUUCUGAUAAUAAAGGAAAAAGGAAGGAAGUUCCAGGGAAAGGUGCAUAUAUAUAGUUUUAAGGCAAAGACUACAAAAAUAGGAAAACAAGGUUUACAGUGUGGGAGCAUUAUACAAUAUUCAAGGACAAUAAAGUCAAGUGCAAAUGUCAAUAUUAUACAGAGAUUUUUACUUACUCCGCUCUACAAUAUUUGUGAAAGAUUUAAGGAUCUUAUUAUCGAGAAUGAAUUGUAUCGAGUAGCAAAACAACAAGUAACAACAGUGAAAGUGACUUUAUAUUGCUAAGAGUCGUCCUCUACAAAAGAUUGUUUGUCCUCUUUUAUAGCCACGAGCUCUAAUGCUCCUAUUGUCAUUUAAUACGAGGCUUUUCCUCUAAAUACAUUGAUUACAAUAUCUGCC
Arabidopsis thaliana (thale cress) is the source of this 591-nucleotide messenger RNA. RefSeq lists its product as uncharacterized. The record is from RefSeq and is marked reviewed. NCBI's taxonomy places the organism in Eukaryota, Viridiplantae, Streptophyta, Magnoliopsida, Brassicales, Brassicaceae. The coding region runs from base 154 to 477 and encodes 107 amino acids. The transcript is spliced from 2 exons.